AUGGCGCUUCAGGCAGUGUUUCUAAACUUGCUGCUUUUAUCCGUAGCUGCAGUAACUAGAUCAUUUGCAAAGGAAGCAAGCGGACCCGGAAGCGCUGUACCAACCAAAGCACAGCGACAUCUAAAGCGUAGCGCCGGUAAACGUUGGGAUGCUAUCCAUGACGUUAUACGAGCGGAGAUCAAAUCAGCAACAAAGCACUUCCUCGAGGAGCGUUCUCGGGCUUUAGUACUGCCAAUCGAGGUGGACCUGCUUUUAGUGGGCUUUGAAGGCGAUGGUGGCUAUGGCUACCAGCUGGACAAAAAUGCGCUCGAUGAACUACUAGGGACUGCCACGGUUGCACGGAGCUGUGCUAUUCCUGCCCAACAGGAAGUCUUUGACGGGAGAAACAACCCGCCAACUUUUAAACUCAAAUAA
Molecule: messenger RNA, 414 nt
Organism: Volvox carteri f. nagariensis
Lineage: Eukaryota; Viridiplantae; Chlorophyta; Chlorophyceae; Chlamydomonadales; Volvocaceae
Exons: 3
Coding region: 1-414 (137 amino acids)
Source: RefSeq, a predicted model, not a curated record